Molecule: messenger RNA, 1350 nt
Organism: Pelmatolapia mariae (spotted tilapia)
Lineage: Eukaryota; Metazoa; Chordata; Actinopteri; Cichliformes; Cichlidae
Product: ornithine decarboxylase-like
Exons: 9
Coding region: 1-1350 (449 amino acids)
Cellular component (GO): cytoplasm
Molecular function (GO): ornithine decarboxylase activity
Source: RefSeq, a predicted model, not a curated record
AUGGAGAAUGUUUCAUCCUAUGUGUCUCCUCCAACACCUGAAACUACAAAUGGAUCAGUCAUGCAUGGUUUGUCUCUUGAGACGAAUCCCAUUGAAAUAUUAGAGACUGGAAGGAGCAUCAGUGACAUCAUUGAUGGCAAGAUUAGACAGCUGUAUUCGGUGGGCAGCGAGGAGCCUUUCUAUGUCGUAAAUCUUGACAAUAUAUUAGAGAGGCACCUGCAGUGGAUCAGUCUGUUGCCUCGGGUGAAACCCUUCUAUGCAAUGAAGUGCAACAACACAACAGCAGUUUUGAAGAUGCUAAGCGCUCUGGACACCGGCUUCGACUGUGCCAGCAAGGCUGAGAUCGAGCUGGCCCUGUCGCUUGGAGUGAAGCCCGAUGACAUCAUUUACGCCCACACGACCAAACCGCUGUCCCACAUCAGAUACGCCUGCGCUCACAGAGUGAAUCUGAUGACUUUUGAUAAUGAGGAGGAACUCUUAAAAAUCUCUCUUGUCCAUCCCCAAGCCAAGCUGGUAAUACGAAUUGCAGUGGACGACUCCAAAUCGAUGGUAAGACUCAGUCCAAAGUUUGGAGCCAGACUGCCCACAGUUAGACAGUUGCUGGACCGUGCCAGAGAGCUGAACUUGGAGGUGGUCGGCGUCAGCUUCCACGUGGGCAGCGGCUGCACCAGGAGCUCAGCCUUCAGGCAGGCCAUCGAAGACGCUCGGCGCGUCUUUGACGUAGCGAGUUUUUUGGGGUUCCAGAUGAGACUCUUGGAUAUUGGUGGAGGAUUUUCUAAGAUUGGGGACUUCCAAGAGAAGUUUGAAGAGUUCUCAGAAGUCAUUAACGGAUCGCUGGAUGAAUUCUUCCCACCUGUCAGUGGGUUGGAGGUGAUUGCAGAGCCGGGCAGAUACUACGUGGAAUCGGCCUUCACGCUGGCAGUGAACGUCAUCGCCAAAAGAGUCGUCGUCGAGGACAGAGCCAUUAAAUGCACAGCAGAAAGCUGCCCCGAGAAAGUGAUGAUGUACUACAUUAACGACGGUGUGUACGGCUCCAUGAGUUGCAUCACCUUUGACCCCGCUCACAGCAAACUUGAACCGUACCCUCACAGGGCUGUUAAGAAGAACAAACCAAGAUACCGCUCCGUCAUCUGGGGUCCAACCUGCGACAGCAUCGACAAAAUAACCGAAAGCUACUGGAUUCCUGAGCUGUACGUGGGCGACUGGCUUCUCGUCGACAACAUGGGCGCUUACACUGUCAGCGUAACCACCGACUUCAACAGCUUUGAAAAGGCACACAUUUAUACUGUUGUGACAGCUGAGACUUGGCUCGCCCUAAACCUGUCUCGUGCCUACGAUACUGUCCAUUAA